Messenger RNA from Metopolophium dirhodum (rose-grain aphid), 1047 nucleotides. RefSeq lists its product as uncharacterized. NCBI's taxonomy places the organism in Eukaryota, Metazoa, Arthropoda, Insecta, Hemiptera, Aphididae. The transcript has a single exon. The record is from RefSeq and is a predicted model, not a curated record. Bases 1 to 1047 code for a protein of 348 amino acids.
AUGACGGCUAACGGUCUGGCCCUGGCCCCGCACAAGUCUGAAUGCGUAGUCCUCACAAAGAAACAUUCAUUCCGUUCACCGCAGAUAUUCGUACAAGGUUUCCAGGUUCCGGUCAAGGGAAAUAUUAGAUAUCUUGGGGUGCAACUGGACACACGACUGUCAUUCGUCGCGCACGCCAGCACAGUUGCAGCUGGGGCAAAAAGAUCUGCAGUCGCCCUCGGGAGGUUGAUGACCAACGUUGGGGGACCAUCACAGUGCAAACGACAACUCCUCAUGAGCGUCAUGCACAGCCGGCUGUUGUACGGGGCCCAAGUCUGGGCGGACAGUGUCGUUGGAGUCAAGAAAUCCGAGGGACUGCUCCAGCAAGCGCAGAGAGUUGCAGCCCUGAGGAUCGCUAGAUGCUACAGAACAGUCUCCGACAUGUCGUCACUGGUGCUGGCUAGGCUCCCCCCAGCCCCCCUUCUGGCACUCGAACGCAGAAGAGCAUCUGAGCUCAGGAAGACGGGUGUAAGGUUCACCUCCGCCGAGCUACGCAGCGUGACAAUCCAGCUUUGGCAGGCUGAAUGGGAAAAAACCUCGAAGGCGUCCUGGACAAAGGCACUGAUUCCAGAUCUAAACAGAUGGUGGCACCAAGGACCGAGAUCAGUCACAUUCAACAUGUCCCAGGCUUUAACUGGGCACGGUUGUUUCCAGAAGUAUUUGUGCGACAGAGGCAAAGCAAUUUCCCCGGACUGCCCGCAUUGUUUCUCACUGAUGGACAAUGCACAACAUACAAUUUUUGAUUGCCCCCACUGGGAAAAUGCUAGAGAGGAGUUGAGGAGAUCCCUUGGUAGACCUCCGGGCCCUGAAGAUGUGCAGGAACUACUAUGUGGACCGAAAAUCGAGGAUCUUCCAGACGACCACGCAGUACGAACGAGAAUUAUGUCAAGCGCGGCGAGGAUGAAGGAGGAGUUCUGGAGGAUGGUCGAGAAUAUCAUGGAGGCCAAACAAGCAAUGGAGCGGGAUAGGCAAAGUCAGCCACGCCAAGAUUUAUUACACCAUAAUUAA